Messenger RNA from Dichomitus squalens LYAD-421 SS1, 603 nucleotides. RefSeq lists its product as uncharacterized. Bases 1 to 603 code for a protein of 200 amino acids. The record is from RefSeq and is a predicted model, not a curated record. The transcript is spliced from 5 exons. NCBI's taxonomy places the organism in Eukaryota, Fungi, Basidiomycota, Agaricomycetes, Polyporales, Polyporaceae.
AUGCAUACCCUCAUGGCCUCUCGCACGAUUCUCCUCUCCAGGCUUGCAAAACACUCCUUCGCAGAUCCCGACCGGCCGGACCUGCACUACCACCUGUUCACGCCCCCCACGCAGCUCUCGUCCGAAUACCCCGUCUUCGCGCUCUCCUUCCUGCCGACGCCUCCCCCGUCCAUCCUCUCGUCCUCAGUCAUCGGAUGGCUGCCCGCGAGUGGCGAAGGAGAGGGUGCGGGCCUGAACGACUUCGUGGAGAACGAACGCUUCCUCGCGGUCCUGCACGAAGCGAUACAGUCCGCGCUGCGCGACGGCGUGGACGAGGUGCAGAAGGCCGGCGCGACGCAGACGCACGCGGGCUGGAUGCACAUCCAUGGUGCGUUUUACGGCCGCAACGUCCCUGCCCUCCAGCGCGUCGGCGACCCGGACGACAUCAUCGCGUCCGUGCGCGUGGAAGACGGAGAGAUCCUCGCGGAGACGUACCAGCCCAUGCCCGCGUACCGGCUGUGUACGUCGGACGGCGUCCUGCAGCUGACUGAAGGUCUUGCGGCGAGACUUCUCGAGGUUCUCGAGGCGCGAGUGAAGCAGGAGCAUGGGCAGGGGCAAAGGUGA